Populus nigra (black poplar) is the source of this 531-nucleotide messenger RNA. Its product is annotated as tyrosine/DOPA decarboxylase 2-like. Lineage: Eukaryota; Viridiplantae; Streptophyta; Magnoliopsida; Malpighiales; Salicaceae. The transcript has a single exon. The record is from RefSeq and is a predicted model, not a curated record. Gene Ontology annotation, biological process: amino acid metabolic process. Gene Ontology annotation, molecular function: carboxy-lyase activity; pyridoxal phosphate binding. The coding region runs from base 34 to 531 and encodes 165 amino acids.
AAUUGAAGUGAUCCAUUCAUCUAUCCGAAAUAAAUGGGUUCUCAAUCCACAAACACUUUCUCCCCUUUAGACCCAAAUGGUUUCACCAAUGAUUCCAAAAUGGUGAUCGAUUUCAUUGCUGAUUAUUACAAGAAUAUUGAAAACAACCCGGUUCAAAGCCAAGUGAAACCAGGGUACUUAUUGACCCAAUUGCCAGACACUGCCCCAUAUUGCGAGGAAUCCUUAGAAGAUGUUCUCAAAGAUGUAACUGAUAGCAUUAUACCAGGCCUCACUCAUUGGCAAAGCCCUAACUUCUUUGCUUACUUCCAAGCAAAUGCAAGCACUGCAGGGUUUGUUGGUGAGAUGCUCUGCACAGGCCUUAAUGUUGUUGGCUUCAACUGGAUUGCAUCUCCUGCUGCUACCGAACUGGAAUCCAUUGUAAUGGAUUGGAUGGGAAAGAUGCUCAAGCUCCCAUCUACUUUUUUGUUCUCAGGAAACGGAGGUGGUGUCUGUUUAUUUUUUCAUAACGUGGUUCUUUUGACAACCACAUGA